This is a messenger RNA of Candidozyma auris, 5775 nucleotides long. Its product is annotated as DNA-binding ATPase. The transcript has a single exon. The record is from RefSeq and is a predicted model, not a curated record. Gene Ontology annotation, molecular function: TBP-class protein binding; ATP hydrolysis activity; ATP-dependent chromatin remodeler activity. The coding region runs from base 1 to 5775 and encodes 1924 amino acids. Lineage: Eukaryota; Fungi; Ascomycota; Pichiomycetes; Serinales; Metschnikowiaceae.
AUGUCCCGUUUGGACCGCCUUGUGGUGCUUUUGGAAACGGGGUCAACGCCGUACAUUCGCAACACCGCGGCGGACCAGCUUUCCGACUUGGCCAAAGGCCAUCCCGAAGAGAUCAUCAACUUGUUGGGCAGAGUGUACCCUUUCUUGAAAGCAGAAAAAUGGGAGACGAGAAUUGCAGCAGCAAAAGCGUUUGGCGGCAUUGUGAGCCACGCACCGUUGUGGGAUCCCAACUCAGAGGAGGCCAUCGAGAAGGAGAAGCAGUUGCAACACAUUGAAGAGGCCAAUACGGCCACGCGAGGUCCUGAGCCCAAAGUGAAGCUAGAAGAGGAAGUGAAGCUAGAACAGGACGAAGAAUUGAAGAAAUUGGACGAGAACUUGCUGACCCUAGUAAAGUUCGAGUCGUGGAACUUGCAUGAGCUUCUCAAAUCAGGUAAGAAGCUUCUAGCGUCGGGAGGAGCAGAGUUCGAACCUAAGAAGCCCAGCGUAUGCGAGAAAAACGAAGAUUCACUACUAGGCAAACUCAAGCAGCAUAAGUCCUUGAUUAAAGAGGAGGAUAUAGACGGGCCAAGAAAGCCACAAGUGGUUUCUGCUCCAAGCAUCAAAACUGAGGUGAAAGAAGAGCAGCCUCCUUCACAGCCGCUGUCCCCCCCUCCAUCUGAUAGCGGCAAAUCCGCAGCUGCCAGUGCCCGUUUGAAAGCCAUGCAGAAGCGCCGAGCUAAGGCGAACGCUAAAUCCAGCGCUAAUAAGAUCGCGCCGGUCGACCUCUCGCAAUCCUCAAUUUCAAGAAAACUAGUUGAGGAUGGUGAAACUGACGGCAAAGUGAAGUCGGAAGACUCUCCGCUGUUCGACAUAACGUCCCAGCAAGGAGGCUCCAAAUUGGUCAUGGAGAGCAAAGCACCAGAGUUGUCGCCGCUCCUAUCGCAACACGCCAAGGUUGCUGGUUUAGUCUGGCAAUUUCAAGGCGUUUACGAGCUUUUAUUGCACGAUCUCUUCGAUGAGAAAUGGGAAGUCAGACAUGGAUCAGCGCUAGGACUCCGUGAACUCAUCAGAGUACACGGUAAAGGUGCAGGUAGGGUAAUGAGAAAAAGCCGUGCUGAAAAUGACGCCAACAAUGCUGCAACCCUAGAGGAUCUUUCUGUCAGGCUCUGUACUCUUUUCGCUCUCGAUCGCUUCGCUGAUUUUGUGAACGAUACUGUGGUUGCGCCUGUCAGAGAGUCUGGUGCUCAAACAUUAGCUGCCCUACUACUCCACUUAGAUGAGAGGUCAAUAUUAGAGACAUUCAAGUGUCUAAAUUCUUUGGUUUUACAAGACCUUCCAGGUGGUUUAGAAACACGGAAAUGCUGGGAAGCAAAGCAUGGCGGUAUGUUAGGUGUGAGAUACUUUGUGAGUGUCAGAACUGACGUGCUUCUUGUGCAUCCUGAACUUCUAGACUCAGUGGUUUCCAUGGUUUUACAUUGCCUAAAGGAGAGCGAGGAUGAUGUUCAAUCGGUUGCUGCAUUGACUUUGGCUCCAAUUGCCACAGAGUUUGUGAAGCAAGGCACAGACGUUAUCAAAUCACUUCUUGACGUUGUUUGGGAUUGUCUCAUGAACUUCGAGGACGACCUCUCUGCUUCCAUUGGCUCCGUGAUGGAUCUUUUAUCAAAAUUAUGCACCCACCGUCAAGUUAUUGAAAUAAUGCAAGCGGAGGCAGCCAAGGAGUCUGAGAACUCCUUCGAGAAUUUGAUUCCCAAACUUUUCCCUUUUUUAAGACAUUCAAUUACAAACGUGAGAAAAGCAACUCUCACAACUAUGCUAGAAUUCUUGUCCAUCGAAGACGAUACCACUAAGCUAUGGAUUACGCCGAGAGCAAUGCGUUUGAUCCUUCAGAACCUUUUAGUGGAGCAAAAUCCUGAGGUUUUGAAGCUAUCCCAGUCGGUAUAUGAUAGAAUGCUCAGAAACAUUGCAGAGAAUUCACAUCUCAAGAAAGUUGAUCACUACAUCGCCCCCCACAUGAAGGCCAUCUUGACGCUACUCAUGACGCCCAUUGGUAUUGCUAGACAUAAUUAUCAUCUCAAUACCAGCCUCAUAAUCAAACCAAAUGGCACCACGUUCGAGAGCAAUCCCAGGCAAGACUCGCCCUCUGAAUCGGACGUUUUUGAGCCCGCCAAUGGCGAUGCUCCACAGCCACCCAAAAGGGGUAGAAAGAGAAAAUCAGAUGACAAAGCGAAAACCCUCAAUCCUACCGCUGAUGAGCUCAAAAUCAAUAUUGAUGCACCUGUGCACAAUGGUGAUGUUAUGUUUGUUGGGUUUGAUAUCUUCAUCGCUACAAGAACUGCAUUGGCUAAGGCGAUCGGCUUAACCCUCUCAUUUAUGGAAGACAAAGAGCUUCUCAAUAGUGCCUUCGAGAGCUUUAUGCUCUAUAUCAAUUCACCUCAUGUCACACCUCGUUUAUUUACAGCUAUUGUCAUUGAAGAGUACGCCAAUACUCUGAAGUUGCUUGAGAGACCAAUUUCAAGUGACGCCACGGAGAAAUUUUCGGCCGUGUUCUUGGAGACUCUCACUACUCCUGAAAAGCUCCCCUUUUUCCGUGAACUUGUUCCUAAGCUCAAAAGUGUGAGGACCUCUUGUCUUCAGCUUUUUGACGUCUUUGUUACUCACGGCAAGCUAUCAUCAAGCAAACUCCCGCAACUUCCUGUCAUUGUUCAAGGUGAAAGCGACGCUGGCCCUGGCGCUUUCAGCAUCGAGAGUGCCGAGAAGCUUUUGAGCGACACUUACCCCAAGCUCACUAAGAGUUUGUCAUCGUCCUAUAGAAUUCUGGCCAAUCUGGCUUUAGAAGAUUCCAAGCAUCGUAUUCAACUAGCUUUGAAUGAGGCAAAACUUGCUUUGACACAAAGAACAACCAGUGUUUUAGCCGCCUAUGCUGCGGCUGUCCUUGCCUUGACAGGUGUGCCGAAGAAACUUAAUCCAAUAAUAAGAUCACUUAUGGACAGCGCUAAGCAAGAAGAAACCGAAUUAUUGCAGAAGCGAUCUGCUAAAUCAAUCGCAGCUUUGAUUGAUCAACUCAAACAUGCUAAUAAAGUUGGUGCAGCAGAUAAGAUUUUGAAAAAUCUCUGUUCAUUCCUAUGUGUGGAUACAUCCGAAGUUCCAGAAUUCAUACAUAAUUCGAACUUCAGAGACAUUAUUCUUUCGCUCAGAAAGGAAGAGGCAAAAACAGAUCCUGCUGACAUUGCUGCGCACGAGAAGGCCGUACAAGAGGCAAGAGUUAAAAGGAACGGCGCUUUGCUUGCGAUGGAUGAAGUCAUCAGCCUCUACAACAAAGAUAUAUUCACAGAACUCCCCAAACUCAAGGAGAUUCUUUUCGGCUCGUUGGACUCGAUGGAGUCCGUUACCACAGAUGAUAUGACUAAGGAUAAUGUUUUGGGUCAAAGUAUUGUCGAUGCUCUAGGUGUAUUACGAGCUUUGCUUCCCAAAUUGAGCCCUAAUCUCUACCCAGAAGUGACCGAGCACCUUCCUAGAUUGCUCGCGGGUCUUAAGUCUGAACUUAGUGUUUUCCGGUACUCAUCCGCUAAAUGCUUUGCUACAAUUUGUUCGGUGAUGCCUGCCAAGGCAUUUCCAUUUUUGGUCCGCAACAUCAUCCCUAUGCUCAGUAAUGCUGGUAAGUUUCGUGAGCGUCAAGGUGCCACAGAAGCCAUUUACCAUGUAUCUAAUGCCAUGGGUGCGGAAAUUCUUCCAUACAUUGUGUUUCUUAUUGUACCGGUUCUUGGUAGAAUGAGUGACGCUGAUCAUGACGUUAGAAUCCUCGCAAGCACUACAUUUGCUUCGAUUAUAAAGCUCGUGCCAUUAGAAGCUGGUAUACCUGAUCCUCCAGACAUGCCUCAAGAUCUUUUGGAAGGAAGAGAUAGAGAAAGAGAGUUCAUCCAGCAAAUGAUGGACCCCACAAAGAUCAAACCAUUCGAGCUUCCAGUGGCUAUUAAGGCGACCUUGCGUAAAUACCAGCAAGAAGGUGUCAAUUGGUUGGCUUUCUUGAACAAAUAUCACUUGCAUGGCAUCUUGUGUGAUGAUAUGGGAUUGGGAAAGACAUUGCAAGCUAUAUGUAUAAUUGCUUCCGAUCAUCACAUGAGAGCCGAAAAAUUCAAGGAGACGGGUGCUGAUGAAUUUAGAAGAUUACCGUCAUUAGUUGUUUGUCCUCCUUCAUUGACUGGUCAUUGGGAGCAAGAAUUCAACCAGUAUGCUGAGUUCAUGAAAAUAGUCGUCUAUGCCGGCGGUCCAUCGACAAGAGCUAAUCUCCGUCCACAAAUACCAACAGCCGAUGUUGUUGUUACAUCGUACGAUGUGUGCCGUAACAAUAUUGACGUUUUAUCCUCUCAUUCCUACAACUACUGUGUGCUAGAUGAAGGUCAUAUAAUCAAGAACUCGUCAUCUAAGUUGACGAAGUCGGUGAAAAGAAUCAAGGCUGAGCAUAGACUUAUUUUGUCUGGUACUCCUAUUCAGAAUAACGUUUUGGAAUUGUGGUCAUUGUUUGACUUUUUGAUGCCUGGUUUCUUAGGCGUCGAAAAGAUAUUUAUUGAAAAGUUUGCAAAACCGAUAGCUGCGAGCCGAAACAGUAAAACAUCAUCCAAAGAACAAGAAGCGGGUGCCUUGGCCUUAGAAUCUCUUCACAGACAAGUGCUCCCGUUCAUGCUUAGACGUUUGAAGGAAGAGGUCUUGUCAGACCUUCCUCCAAAAAUUAUUCAAGAUUAUUACUGCGAGCUCUCAGACUUACAGAAAAAGCUUUAUAAAGAAUUUGCGAAGAAACAGAAGUCCGUUGUCAAGGACGAAGUCACCAAGGAGGAUGAACCCAUGGAAUCCUCUAAUGAAUCACCCAAGACGCACAUUUUCCAAGCUUUGCAGUAUAUGAGGAAAUUGUGCAACCACCCAGCUUUGGUGAUCACUCCAAAUCACCCACAAGCAGCUGAAGUUGCAUGUUAUCUCGCGAGCAAGAAGUCUGAUCUUAGAAGCAUAGAGCAUGCGCCGAAAUUGAAGUCUUUGAAGAACCUUUUACUCGAGUGUGGUAUUGGAGUGGGAGACAGUGAAUAUGCGAACUCAAAGGGAAAGAGCAAACUGAAACAGCAACAACAACUUGUCUCCUCUGAGGGUGUGAUCUCCGAACAUAGGGCACUCAUAUUCUGUCAGCUCAAAGACAUGGUAGAUAUUGUUGAAGAAGAGCUCCUCAAGAAGAAUAUGCCUUCAGUCACAUACAUGAGACUUGACGGUAGAACCGACCCUCGAGACAGACAGGCAAUUGUGAGGAAGUUCAAUGAGGAUCCCUCCAUUGAUGUAUUGUUACUCACCACCAAAGUUGGUGGACUUGGUCUUAACUUGACUGGUGCUGAUACCGUCAUUUUCGUUGAGCAUGACUGGAACCCUAUGAACGAUCUUCAGGCCAUGGACAGAGCACACCGCCUUGGUCAAAAGAAAGUUGUCAAUGUAUACAGAUUGAUUACAAAGGCAACGCUCGAGGAGAAAAUUAUGGGCUUGCAAAAGUUCAAAAUGAACAUUGCGUCUACAAUUGUCAACCAGCAAAAUGCUGGAUUGGCCCUGAUGGACACUAAUCAGUUGCUUGAUUUGUUCGAUGUCGAUGAGCAGAGCACCAAGAUUGAGAACGGCAACGACGACAAGAAAGAAAAGAAGGUACCGGACGAAUUGAUUGGAGGCGGGAUUCCUACAGAAGCAGUCGGUGAACUCGGCCAACUUUGGGACGAAUCCCAGUACGAGGAUGAGUACAAUCUCGACAACUUCAUCAAGACACUUAAGUAA